This is a messenger RNA of Penicillium lagena, 1641 nucleotides long. Its product is annotated as lipase family protein. The transcript is spliced from 3 exons. Bases 1 to 1641 code for a protein of 546 amino acids. Gene Ontology annotation, biological process: lipid metabolic process. Lineage: Eukaryota; Fungi; Ascomycota; Eurotiomycetes; Eurotiales; Aspergillaceae. The record is from RefSeq and is a predicted model, not a curated record.
AUGACAAGCCAGGACAUGGUCUCUGACUCUCCCGCUGAGCUUCCCGCUUAUUAUGAGAUGGAACCACCGAGGAUGGUCAGUCGUCUCAACACCGUUGACCCCUGGGGUCCGGACGCGUAUGGGCCGUACGACGUAGUCGAGUAUGCCGACUUGUCCUCGCCCUCGUCCUCGUCCUCGUCGACCUCGAACCCGAUUUCCAAUUUGGAUUCCUGCACGCCUUCUCUUACGAGUUCCGGCGCUACGUCCAUACCGGAAGACGAUCCUCCUACACCUUCAAAAGAUUCAGAUAGCAAACUAUCGCGCCCGACCAGCUUUCUAGCAUUGAAAAACAAACUCGGCGUGCGCGCCAUGCGCAAGAGCUACUCGUCGCAUAUUCUAGCAACACGUGGAAAAUUAAAAGAUUCAAUAGCUGAGUACAAAUGGAAUGUGACUGGCUGGGUUGAUCAGAAGGUCUACUCCACGGAAGAUACCGUCCUUGACCUCGGCAGCCACUUGCGCGAUUAUGUCUCGACCAAGAUGGAUGCCUUCACUACUGGAUUGGAUGAUAAGAUCCUUUCGCUGGAUGAGCGGUUUUUUAUUCCAAGACAGGGCCGUAUGGCCAACUGUUCGGUCCAUAGUGAUGAGCACUGCGAGCACGGCAUGAAUGGUAAAGGCUCAAAGCCAUCAACGAGUGUCUCCAAGGUGCACUUUUACGAGAACUCACGCCUACCAGCUACCCUUCCUCAGUUCAAAAUUGAUCCUUUUGAAUACCCUCUUAUCCGCUUAGCAUCGCGAUACUCACACCAAGCCUAUAUGAGAAGUAAACUAGAAAAGCACACCUAUAUCCCCGCGAACUUCCGCCAGGGAACAAAAGCAAUGGUGAUCGGCUGCGUCGACGAUAAAGAAGUGAUUGUACUCGCGAUCCGAGGCACAGCGAGCUUCAAAGACUGGGCCGUGAACAUAAAUACGGAACCCGCAUCCCCCGAGGGCUUCCUCGACGACAUCACGAACUUCGUACACGGAGGCUUCCUUGGCGCCGCGAAGAAGAUGAUCCAGCCCAUCGCGGCGCAACUCCGCGCUCUAAUCGCAGAGAACGCAUUCCGACAAUCCUACUCCCUCGUGAUCACGGGCCACUCCGCCGGCGCCGCCGUUGCAGGCCUACUAUAUUGCCAUAUGCUCUCAACAAAAGUGAACUCCGAGCUAGCUUAUAUGGGCAGCUACUUUAAGCGCAUCCACUGUAUCACGUUUGGCGCACCACCGUCCUCCCAACGCCCACUCUAUCCUACACCAUCGCCCGAUAGCGAGGAGUCGCUAUUCUACGCCUUCAUUAACGAGGGAGACCCCGUGCCGCGCGCAGAUAAGGCGUACAUGCGCUCGCUGUUGAAUCUCUAUGCCUCUCCUGCGCCGAAUCGUUUCAAGAAGCCCCGCUCUACCACAUGGGAAGUUCCGCCGGCGCCGCUAUCGCUCGCAGGACAUUUGGUUGUUUUGCGGAAUACGCCGACCGAGCACGAACAUCCUCCUAUUAUGAGAAAAGGCGAGGUUGAGGCUUGUGUUACCUCUGAUGAUGUGGUUAGGAACGCUAUUUUUGGGAAUCCGGGGAUGCAUCUGAUGAUGCUGUAUUCGCAGCGCAUUGAUGCGCUUAAAAAGCAUGCUACGUGGUGA